AUGUCAAGUGAAGUGACAAGAGCUGACAAAGAAUAUUCUAAAAAGACUCAUACACAUACCAUUGCAAAUAUUACAAACUUACAAGAAACCUUAAACAGGAAAAGUGACGUUGGACAUACACACGAUUUCUUCGCAACUGUUGGUAUAGAAAAUAUUGAAGGAACGGUUGAAGAAACUGGUGGGGAUGUAUUAAAUUGGAAACCUCCUAACUUUCCACAAGGUUUAACAUCGGAUGAAGACAUAACAACGAUGAGAUACAUUAGAUGUAGAAAUGUCUAUGUCAUGGAGGAUGAAAACAAAGUUAAAUUCACUGCUCAAGAUUUAUAUGAUAAAAAAGCUGACAAAACAGAGCUUCAAACAUUAAAGAUUGAAAUACUUCAAACACUAUAUCCUAUAGGUUCUAUUUACACGUCAAUGAACUCUACCAGACCAGAAGUAGUACUUGGUCUCGGAACUUGGACUCAAAUAGUCGACAGGUUUUUGUAUUGUGCAAACUCUUCAAAGGAAACAGGUGGGAGUAAAACGAUUUCAGGUGAAAACUUACCUGCACACAGUCACUACGUAGAUUUAAGUACAUCUCAAGCAGGUUGGCAUAAGCAUAAAUUUUGGGAUUGGUCAGCAAUGAAAAAAGGUAAAGGAUAUGAUGUUAAAGACGACGUUCAGUUUGCUAUAAAUUGUUUCUGGGGUGACACUCAGGGAGAUGGAAACCAUACACAUCGCGUUUCAGGGUAUACGCAAACAACGGGACAAAGUAAAGAAUACAUGCCACCUUACAUGACAGUUUACGCAUGGUAUAGAAACGCUUAG
Molecule: messenger RNA, 807 nt
Organism: Trichomonas vaginalis G3
Lineage: Eukaryota; Parabasalia; Trichomonadida; Trichomonadidae
Product: phage tail repeat-like family
Exons: 1
Coding region: 1-807 (268 amino acids)
Source: RefSeq, a predicted model, not a curated record